CAUCAAAGCUAUUCAGUAAUCAUCAACGAACAGAUAAGAACAAAUGCUUUUCUUUUUUUCUAAUUCUCAACAGGGCAAAGAAACGAAACCCAAGACCAUCGACCUCUACGACGUUAUCAGUUAUCGCCUUGACAUGUACAAAAAUCCUAACGGUUCUCAAGCAUUCCCUGCUAGAACAUGCAGAGAUCUCCACAUGAGCUAUCCAAACCUUAUAAGUGGGAUCUAUUGGAUUGAUCCGAACGGAGGCAUUGCCCAUGAUGCCAUCAAGGUUUAUUGUGAAUUUCAUACUAACGCUUCUUGCCUGUACCCCGGAGAAGAAAGUCAGCCUUAUGUGACGGAUAAAAAGAAGUGGUUUAGCGGAGGUGAUGGAUACAAAUGGUUGGGAAAGGAGCUAUCUGGACUUAACAAGCUCGAAUAUGUAUCAGACUUCAGCCAACUGGAAUUUCUCCAACUCUUAAGUGACCGUGCCCGUCAGCAGAUUACGUAUCAUUGUAAAAACUCGGUAGCAUGGCCUGAUGGUAGCUCUGAUGACGCCGCAAAGUCCAUCAAAAUGUUAACCAUCAACGGACUUGAGCUACACGCAAAGUCGUCCAACAAAUUUAAGCCCAAGCUUCUCGGGGAUGACUGCAAGAUAAAGGACGGAUCUUGGCAUCGCACAACCUUGGAAGUGGACACGCCGAAACCCCACCGCCUCCCUGUACUUGAUGUGGCCGUGUAUGAUAUUGGAGACACUGGUGAAGAAUUCGGUCUUGAAUUUGGACGUGUAUGCUUCUCUUGAUUGAAAAAAGUACAGAAAAUUAAAACUUAAGACUAGUCGUAAGUUAUUAAGUUCGAAAGAGAUCUACGAACAUUUCACAAGCCAUA
Messenger RNA from Orbicella faveolata, 864 nucleotides. RefSeq lists its product as uncharacterized. NCBI's taxonomy places the organism in Eukaryota, Metazoa, Cnidaria, Anthozoa, Scleractinia, Merulinidae. Gene Ontology annotation, molecular function: extracellular matrix structural constituent. The record is from RefSeq and is a predicted model, not a curated record.